Molecule: messenger RNA, 3147 nt
Organism: Anopheles stephensi (Asian malaria mosquito)
Lineage: Eukaryota; Metazoa; Arthropoda; Insecta; Diptera; Culicidae
Gene: por
Product: protein-serine O-palmitoleoyltransferase porcupine
Exons: 1
Coding region: 427-1911 (494 amino acids)
Biological process (GO): lipid modification; Wnt protein secretion; canonical Wnt signaling pathway
Cellular component (GO): endoplasmic reticulum; membrane
Molecular function (GO): palmitoleoyltransferase activity; Wnt-protein binding
Source: RefSeq, a predicted model, not a curated record
GUUUACUUUUGAAAAUUUUCUUCCCAAACAAAACCGAAAACAACCCAUUAGCUCUCGGACCAAUUUUCAGGUUAAUUAGCGUUUUAAAAACGCUACAAAGCAACAAUAAUCAGUGCGUAAUUAUUCGUCUGCUUCGUGACGCAUGGCUGCACACAGUGGAAAUCUUCUGUCGUGUGCGAUCGAUGGACAGAUAGCAACAGAACGCGGGCAGUGAAUAAACGAACAAACGCACAUGCAACAUGACAAAUAUUCUACGCUUUUUUAUAACCGCUUUGCCAUUCUCGCCAGCGAGUGAAACAUUCCAGUGAUCUGCGUUUAAAAGGGUGAUCUGGCAACCGUAUACCAGCUGAUUUUAUACCGCGCAAAACCAUCGCUGCAUCGAUUGUAAUUUAAAGAUCCGGCUUGUAAAUUCCUCACGUUGCUAGCAUGGAUUACUAUUACGAUGACUACUACGACGAGUAUUACGAGCAUCCGGACCAAAUGGCCGCACGGCUUAUGCAACGGGAAUUCAGCUUCGAAGAAACGAUUACCAACUGCGUGCAUCCGUCGAUCCGGUUUGCAGCACAGUACAUGACAAAUUUUGUCGCCAUCAACCUACUGUUCAGCAUUCUGGUUGUAUGCGUUAGAAAGCUGUUUCCCAUCGCACACCGGUCGCUACAUUUGCUGAGCUGCAUUUUCGGUGCCACUCUGCUGUAUCGUGUAAUUGAUCACCGGUUCUACCACUUCCUACAGCUGGCCACAUCGCUGUACGUUGUGCAAUGGACGCUGCAUCGAUGGUUGUCCGGGAGUGGCCGCUACAUCAAAACCCCGUUCAUCGUUAUUGCUUAUGGGAUUGGGAAUCUGCUACUGAGCGAACUGCUAGAACCAUCCCCGGAGACGUGGAAUCGCAUCCGCGGAACACAGAUGAUCCUGCUGAUGAAGGCACUGUCGCUAGCGUUCGAUACGGAGGAGAAUCAGAACCUGAGAAGUCAGCUGAACGUGCUGUCAUACACAGGAUAUAUACUGUGCCCAGCAAAUGUCGUCCUUGGACCGUGGAUCUCGUUCAACGAUUACCUAAACAUCUGGAAACCAUCGUUCGGGACCGAAACGAAGCAUAACCGAUCCUUCGGUCGACGACUGCUGAUACACGUGUUCCGGAUACUAGUCAGUGCCCUUAUGGCAGUUGGAUUUUUGCUUACUUCGAACUGCAUGAUCGAUUACCUGCUAUCUCCGAUCGCAAGCUGGAAGUGGGUUCGAUCCUAUGGUCGGGCGCUUUCCUUCCGAACCAGUCACUACUUCAUCGCGUACCUAUCCCAGUGUUCCAUGAUUGCAGCUGCCGUCGAUUGGAACCGGGCGGAAGACGAGCGAUCGAUAAUGCUACCCGUGACUUCACUGUACCGCGUAAGCUCUCCGAUGGCCGUGGAGUUCCCGCGCUCACUGGUGCAAGUAGUGACGGCAUGGAACAUUCCGAUGCACCUGUGGUUGAAGCGUUACAUCUUUCGCACGACAAAGCGACCCUUUGGAACGGCGGCCGCCAUCGCUCUCACGUACAUCAUUUCUUCGCUGCUGCAUGGACUGCAUUACCGGCUGUGGCUAACGCUACUGACGAUCGGUUCGUGGACGUUCGUGGAGCACGAAAUUCGAAAGAAGCUUGCCACGAUCUAUUCAGCGUGCGUGCUCGUUGGAAAGUGCCCCAGCGCGUGCCCCGUACAUCAGCACCGGAGCAAGAGUGUGUUCUGCGUCGUCAUUAACGCGCUGUUUUUCGCGCUGAAUAUGUUUAAUCUAAUCUACCUUGGAUGCAUUUUUGAAACAACGGAAGGACCGCCGGAGGAAGCGGAUCAUGAUAAAACCAUGUUUGGCCGUUGGACGGAACUUAACUAUGCGUCCCAUUGGCUGCUAGUGUUUGCCUAUCUGUUCUAUUUCGUUAUCUGAUAGGAAGUGUUAGCGAUCGAACCUUUUUUCCAACGCGUUUUUUUUUUCAAAACCAUCACAAAAGUUCUUCCUACCAGUAUUCCAGAGGAACGUUACUGUUUUACAAGCGUCUCUAGCUAUAUCGUAAUCUUUAAACAAAAUCAGUCAAUUUAGGCCAGUAUCAGGUAGCACAACAACUACUAAUAAUGUGAUAUGUUUGGAAAGUGAUGAAGCAAGUACAUCGAAUUGUCAUUUUAAAAGCGGCUAUAGUAGAUACACUUAGUCGGUAGGGCUUCUAACAAAUUAUCGCUCAGUAUUUGCAACAGCGCUCUCUCUUUCUCUCGCUCUUUAUAAAAAUAAAUGCAAAAAAGAAACAAAAAGGAAUAUCACAGGAAGAAUAUAAUAUCACAUCGGUGUAAUACUAUAAUACGCUUUACAAUGAGGCACGAGGAGAUCUACAGAGGUCCAAGUGUUAUUUCGACAUCAAAUGCAGAAUCCAGGGACUAGACAAACUGGCUGGUAGUAUAGUACCAGGCUCAAGCAGUUGACCUCGACAUCGUUGCUAGAAGGACCUUUGGCUGGAGCUACUGCGCCACGGGCAAAGUCAAAGUCUUGAUAUGCCAAUAUAUGGAUAGAGAUCGCACGAUCAUAAUUAAUCAUGCAGACAAAUUCAGACAUCUCCAUGGGUGAGGAUUGAUAUCCUGCCCUGAAGCAGACCUCCUCCUUGGCAGCAAGGACAAAUAAAAUCGUCACGAGCGUGCUAUACCUCUGCAAGAAAAAAAAGUCAAAUCGCGAAUCGUAAAUCUGCAACAGAGAAACCGCAGAACAUCAAAAUUCUACCCAAAUAUUCACGCGCGCCCGAUGGCAUGUUCCUCACAGGUCAUUUACGAUCGCUUAAGAUCAGAACACACAGCAGCAAAAAGAGGCAACUUUUACAGUACUACACAGCGUCGCCAAGAAGAAAGAACCCAGGCCUGUAUGUCCGCGUGUCGGCAGGGUUGUUGUAAGCAGAACAGUGUCCGAAAAUUAUUUUUGACCAACCGAAUGUGAACCCAUGCGUUGCUCCCGUAGGGAAAUCCUCGCUUUCAAGUUGUUACGGUAGGAGGUAUUUUUGUUUCCUCUGCCUUGGCCACAGACAAUUCGCUGAAAGAGAUCAUCGCAAUGUUCGGAGUGAUGAUACUGAGGUUUAUAAAACGGGCUAGCGGAGCCGCCUCCUUUUUUCUUCGAUACAAUAAAACCAAAAAUAUGUCAUUUUUA